CCUUUACAGCGGGCGUGACCAAGUUAUCUAUCCACGACCAUGUCAGACGCAGCAGGUCUAGUGCUUGGCGUGCCUGCCUUGCUCUUCACCUGCGUACAGUAUUACCAGGCUUUCCUUACCUACGCCAAUGAACAAAAUGAGAAGGAGGACUUCUGCAUAAGAUUCGAGAUUGAAGAAAAGGUUUUCUCCAAUUGGAAGGCCAAAGCCAUGCCACAGGGCAGGGUCGUCUUUACAAGCGACCCUGCCGUCGAAAGACUGACCGCAUCCUGCUUGAGUCAGAUCAAAGCUGCUUUUGAAGAGUCCGCAGCUAUCUCGGGUAGCCGUGAAGGCACCAAUUCAGGCCGACUCACCACUUUGGAGCCGCUCGUUUCGCGCCUGAAGAGGAUCGGUUGGGCACUUAACGGGGCCAAGGCGGCAAACGACCUUUGGAAGAAGCUGAAUAUAUACAACGAUGCCUUGAAUAGACUCUGGAACCUGAGCGAUGGGUCCGUACAGCGUCAGCUGCUCCCCGAGCUUGACAACUUCAAUAACACUGAGGGUCUGCGGUUGAUGGAGGUGGCGCUCAGGAGGGCAGACUUGGCCGAGUAUCGGGAGUUGGCUGCCGCUGUUCGGCUUCGUCGAGUCGCUCUCGAAGCCAGAGAGGCAGAAAACAAGUCUUUUCAAGACCUUGAUACCGAAUUUUCAUUGAUGCAGUUCGACGACAACAUGGAGCUCGAUGUGGGGGCCUUUGAGCCGCCGAUCUCGUUUCGAUCUCCUCAGCUGCCCCGUACUGCCACCGUCAACGGGCAAGCUGCGCUUUUGGAGUGGAAGGAAUACGAGACAAAUCAUCCACCAGGUCUUACCCAGCGGCAAUACGAAAGACUAGUUGGUAGCAGCAUGCGGUCCCUUGCGAAAUUGCUAUCACAGGAAACGAAGCCUACCAAGCUCAGAGCCCUCCACUGCGUCGGCUUCUACGAGCCGUCAACAGAGGGCCUCGCUUCUUCUGUGUGCUUUGCCUUCCGUCCUCCGCCCAACAUGGCCACUGAACCAAUCUCGCUGGCGACACUUAUCAGUAAAAGCAAGAGACCCUUCAAUCACGGCGGCGUCUCGGUAGAUACUCGCCUCUUCCUAGGCGACCGCUUCGCCCUGGCCCUCACACUCUCCAAGGCCAUCUAUCAGCUUCACUACUUAGGCUGGCUACAUAAGGGUAUCCGAAGCCACAACAUCCUCUUCUACCGACCCAGCAACGCUCGACACAGCUGGAGGCCUGACCCAAAUCAAGUAUUCUUAGUAGGCUACGAGUUUGCCCGCCCGGCCUCGCAAUCUGGCCUGUCAAUUCCGAUAGAGAACACGGCUGGGGUAGCGAUUUACCAUCACGCUACCUACGUUGACAGCAUGGCAGCUGGCUACGAGCCUAGAUUUGACCUGUACAGUUUCGGAAUCGUCUUAAUUGAGAUAGCACGGUGGCAAACGGCGGAGGAAAUGGCGGCGCAUGGCAACGUCAAUGCCUCGAACCCACGAGAGUGGGCUGCUUAUGUAGCCAACUAUCUGUUACCGGUGGUCGAGGAGAAGAUGGGUCAGGUGUACGGAGACGUUGUGCGGCGCUGCAUCAAAGGCACUGUUGGUGGCAAUGGCCCUAUUACCCAGGAGGGAUAUAAGGAAUACUUGAAAAGCCUUGAUGCAGAGGUAGUAACAAGACUGGAGCUUUGUUUUGCUUGAGUAGAAGUCUGUGUCAAUUAAAGGAAGAAAGCUAUUAAAGACACUGCACUCUAUUGAUUGCACUAGAAUGCAGAAACCUAGA
Messenger RNA from Fusarium redolens, 1780 nucleotides. RefSeq lists its product as uncharacterized. The coding region runs from base 40 to 1698 and encodes 552 amino acids. Gene Ontology annotation, molecular function: ATP binding; protein kinase activity. The record is from RefSeq and is a predicted model, not a curated record. The transcript has a single exon. Gene Ontology annotation, biological process: protein phosphorylation. Lineage: Eukaryota; Fungi; Ascomycota; Sordariomycetes; Hypocreales; Nectriaceae.